CCGUGUAUUUGCCGGGAUGCAAAAGGUCGCUAAAAACAAUUCGUCAGGUUAGUUUUUACGUCGUUAUGCUUCGUCGCGUAAAGUUUGUUGUCAAAUUGUAAAAAUACGUGUAAAUUCAAUCGAAAACUGUGUCCAGGAGUGGUCUAAGCUGUCCUAAUAAAAUAACUGGCUCCAAAUUAACGUUGAGGCGAACGAAAUAAUCAAAUCAGAUCAACCAAGAUGUAAACAUAAACAAAUCUCAGCAACCGAAAUCGCAGUUCAAGUUGCCAAGUGUGGACGAGGCAUUAUAGACUUCGUUGGACUCCCUGUAACAAAUACCGACUUUAAUUAUAUUAAAUAUACAUGUAGAUCCAAAAUAUGAGCGCUAAUAAUCAUAGCUGCUUUGCCUACUAGCGACACGUCGCAUACGUCGCGACGUUGAAAAUAAUAAUAUGACGCAACGCGAGUUUUCUUGGAGACUUCAAGGUGCUUCAAGCAUGAGAUUGAUGGCCUAGGGAAAAUAUACAGUAAAGAACGUAAAAAAUGUUCGAGUAAUACAUUGAAAUGCCUACUUGACCUAAAAAAAAGAAUAACAAACCUGCGAAUGACAGAAAUCUCGCUAGUAAAAAAGCGUCGCUAGUCCUACUGUCGGUAUUCGGUUUGAUGCUAUACACAUAGUACAUACAACUUAUUGCUGUGGUGUACGCUAAGUUUUAUUCCCUUUUAAAUUUAUAUGCCUUGGAUGUGACAAAGUUAGCAAUGCUAUUAAAUAUGCAAAUCAACACAAAAACACUCAAAUAUCACUUCAAAAAGCUGGUUCUAUUCGAGCAUCCGAUAAGUCUUGGUUUCGCUGUAAUAAACCGAAGCAUUGGAGUAAGCAGUGAGUGUUGGCUGCUGACAAAGCCUUCAGUAGUAACAAGUCAGGAUCAGUAGGCAUCAACGGACUAGCUACAUUCUCAAUAGCUCUUGCUAACGCUGCGUUGCUGAGCUCCGUUUGCUGCAUCUGUUGACGGGCUGCUCCAAAAGCAUCGUGAGCUGCCAGCUGAUCGCGUGGUGCCAAAGAAGCUCCCGUUAUCGAGUGACUUUCCACAAUGGCUCUUAAUCCGUCGACCCAUUCCUGGCGGGCACGUGCAUCCCCUGCCCGCAGUUUGAGCAUAUCUCCCGAAGCGCAGUUAACCGUGAAUGUUUUGGAGUCCUCGUCACUGGGACAGAUAACAGCACCAGCCAGAUGGACUUGGCCUCUGGGAGCGUUACCCACGAUUUGCGGAUUGGAAUCAUCAUUCGACGGUUCGCACAGCUAUGGUACCUACUCCAGUUCCUUACUACCCAUUUUUCAUGACAUUCGCAAAAAUCAGGCAUAUUUUCAAAAAUCAGGGAAAAUCAAUGGCUUAUCAGGUUGUCAGGCAGAGCCUUGAAAAAUCAGGCAACGCCUGAAAAAUCAGGCACAUUGGCAUCUCUGGUUGUUGCCGGAAAAUAGCUGCAUAAUCUUAAUUGGUAAUCCGUGUAAAGCAAGCUGUAUAGAGUAUGGAGAGCAAACAGAAAAUGAAAAAGAUUUCGGUAGUUUAUCAACAUAACCGCGGACUCAUAUUUAACGUUGAAGAAUAUCUGGAACUACGCUUCAAACAUCGUCUACCGGGACAGCUCAUUGGUGUUCCAACAUCAAAACCGAGGAAUUCUCACACGUUCGCCUUGCCUGCCGCUCUGUCCAGGUUCGAGCUAAGACUGGCCCUGGAUGAGGGUUUGGUUGAACUACAGAACAAAGAUGCUGCGUUGAAGCAGUGUCCAGGAACAGAAGAGCAGAAAGAAUAUUGUUUCCGCCGGCAUCAACAAAUUGGCGAACUGCGGCAACCGCAUGUCGUGAAAAGAAUGGAUGAGUUCUUACGUCUUUUACCAAAAAUAAUCAAAGGAAAACAUAAAAAACUUAUUAAAAAUGGUAUCCCUGAGCAAGAAAUUCAACUCGAUCCAGAAAAGCUCAUAGAAGAAGAGAAGCAGAGGCUGGAAAGCUUGGAUUUUGAAAAACUCAUUCAAAUUCCAAUGGAACAUCCUGUAAGUCACGAUUAUACGAGCCAGAACUUUCAGCUAAAUUUAGCUGAUGAGUUGAAGUAUAAAUUAUUUAAAGAUAUAUGGUUGAAACGGCUUGGCUUCGUUACGGGAGGUGAUUCUUUCGGCUGUGAUUUUCUGCUCUAUCCUGGGGACCCAAUGUACUAUCAUUCAUCCCACGUUAUCCACGUAAUUGAUGAACAACCGACUUCACAUCUUGAGCAACAGAUGAAUGUACACUUUUUGAUAAGAUGCUGUCGGUUAGCAGUUGUAGUGAACAAAAUUUGUGUUCUGGCUUACGAAAAAGCAGAUGGAACUAUUGCGUACCAAACAAUGGAAUGGGAGGGCAACAUCGAAUACGAUGAAUAAAUCCUUUUCUAUUGUUAAAACAAAAUCAGUUUCCGUAUUUGAAAUUUUACCAACAGAACUUAAAAUAAGUGGUUACGAUAAAGCGUGUUUGUUUACGGAGCGUUUAAAUAGAAUUCUUUAGCACUACCUAUCAGACAGAAAACAUAUUUCUCUUCAUUUAAGUCAGCUUUCUCUCUAGAAUAAUUUCUUAGUGCGUGGCAGAAUAGUUCAGGGUAAAAUUAAUUAAUUUUCUUGUUACUAUCGAAUUGUAUUUCCUUGGCCCUAACUUUGAUUUUAUAUCGAUGGGUUGACGUUAAAUCAAUAAAGAACAAUCACAAUGAGCCACACAACAGAAUCUUUUCUAAAUAAGCUCUGAUGUGCCGAUAACAAUUAGUUUCAAAAAUCGCCAUUAUUAUCGUCAUAGUCAAGCAUUGGUCUCGAAGUCUAUCUUAAUUCUAAGAAAAAAAUAACCUCAAUAAGUUUAAAGCUAAACGUUCAAUAUAUUGAAGAAAUAUCUAUAAGUGCAAUCAUACUCUUCGAA
This is a messenger RNA of Uranotaenia lowii, 2908 nucleotides long. RefSeq lists its product as uncharacterized. Gene Ontology annotation, cellular component: tRNA-intron endonuclease complex. The coding region runs from base 1504 to 2388 and encodes 294 amino acids. The record is from RefSeq and is a predicted model, not a curated record. Gene Ontology annotation, biological process: tRNA splicing, via endonucleolytic cleavage and ligation; tRNA-type intron splice site recognition and cleavage. The transcript has 7 exons. Gene Ontology annotation, molecular function: nucleic acid binding; tRNA-intron lyase activity. NCBI's taxonomy places the organism in Eukaryota, Metazoa, Arthropoda, Insecta, Diptera, Culicidae.